AUGAUGCGAGCUCAAGGUCAAACUGAACAGUCAGAUGAACCUCUGGUACCUCUUACUUCUCCUCCUCCAGUACUCCAAGAACCAGUUGAAGAACAACAACCACCUCAAGAGCAACUUCCAGUUGAGAAGUGCGUUAUUUGUCAGGAGGAUAUUGGACCAGAUGUAGCACGGAUAGCUUGCCGUACCUGUGACAGCGUGUAUCAUCAAAAUGAACUUCUGGACAUGGCAAUUCAACUAAAUAAUGAAGAACAGCCGUUAGAUUGUUGUGUUUGCGAUGGAGAUAUGAGCUGGGUUCUAGAAUUAGUGACAGCUCCACCUUCUCCUGAUCAUCUUGGUAUACAACCAACUGAACUCAAUAUCCAUAUUGAUAAUUUUAAUUAG
This is a messenger RNA of Adineta steineri, 381 nucleotides long. The record is from the annotation of a GenBank genome assembly. NCBI's taxonomy places the organism in Eukaryota, Metazoa, Rotifera, Eurotatoria, Adinetida, Adinetidae.